Messenger RNA from Humulus lupulus (European hop), 1442 nucleotides. RefSeq lists its product as uncharacterized. The record is from RefSeq and is a predicted model, not a curated record. Bases 212 to 799 code for a protein of 195 amino acids. NCBI's taxonomy places the organism in Eukaryota, Viridiplantae, Streptophyta, Magnoliopsida, Rosales, Cannabaceae. The transcript has a single exon.
CAAUGCCAGAUCCGACCCGGUUUAUUACACAAAUACCCGAUUAGAAAAACAAAAUCAACCUCCUCCUCCUUCUUCCUCGGAAGAAAAGGUCACCGGAAAAAAAAAACAUUGUUAAAAUCAAAGGAGGGUUUUCACGUUAAAUUUUUUUGAUUUUUGUUCUUCUUUUCUUUUUUUUAUAUAGAAAAAUUAAUUUAGUUAAAUAAUUUUGGCUAUGGCGACUGAGGUGUUGAGGCCGCAAGACUGUUUGAUUGACCGGAUUAGAGUUCCACCGCCGGCGACGUUUUCUCGCCGGAGGAGUAACUAUGGAUACCCUAACUCGACUUGUAACGGUAAUAAUAAUUAUUAUGGUAAUAGUAACGGUAGCAACAGUUACGUGAACGGUAGAUCUAGCCGGAACCGAUUGGAGAAGCCGGAGCAGAGGAGAUCGAUCUCGAAGAGGUCGAGCUCCGAUGAUCUCAAGACGGUGAAGAUGGAUAAGGUUACGAUUUUGAGGCGUGGUGAGUCGCUUGAUUCGAAGAUCAAGAGCGAGCCGUUGGUGAAGGAAGCUGGUGGUGGUUUGGCCGUGUGUGGAACUCAGAGGUUAGGUCCCGAGCCGAAAAUGGUGCCGAAGAGGGUUGGGAUUGUGAAUCUGAAGUUCCCUGUGGCCGGAAAGACCGACGUGUACGCUGGAUCUGCUUUUGCGUUUUCGCCGGCGCCGAGCUCGCUUCCUUUGCCGUCGUUCUCGAAGAUGAAGCAGGUUCCGACUUUCGUCGAUGAUUCUGCCACCAGAGAUCUGAGGCGUUUGCUUCGAAUCGAAUGAUAUGUCACGAAAUGGAACAAUAAAGCUCAACCAGGUGAAGAUCGGAAAAAAGGAAAAAAAGUUCUCACUUCUCUCUCUCUCUCUCUCUCUCUCUGUCUUUUACUCAGUUACGUAUCUCUCUCGGCUUCAAGUCUGAUUCUUUCCGUUGUUUUUUGAAAACGGGGAAUAGAUCUGAAAUUUCGAGAAAAUACGGGACAAAUUAGAUAUCAAAAAAGGGGUUUUUCAUCGUGUUCGUGGGUUGAUUAUGGGUUAAGGUGGAGGAUAACUUAGUAAGAAAAUUGUUAUGGGGUGGGUUAAUGUGUAAUAUGUGGGAAAUAGUUAAGUUCUGUUCUGGUUUUGAAAAUGGGUUUUGGUUAUUUGGGGCUUCUGCUCUGUAAAUGUGAAUUUGUAAGGUAUUGACUCGUGUUGUACCAUUGUAUGUCUUUGUAUUGUAAAGGAAGAAGAAGAAGAAGAAAUUAGGGUAAAGUUAUGGGCAGAAUUCAAAUCGUAAUUUCUAAUAGGUAUCUUCCAUUUGUGUUUCUUUCUUUUCUAUUUUAGCUUCUCUGUAUCUCUAUCUCUAUGUCUGUGUUCUUCUGUAAAUAUGGCUAGCUUGCUAAAGAGGGUGAUGAGUCCUCUGUUAAUAAAUCUUGGAGAUUUCAUAUUU